This is a messenger RNA of Sclerotinia trifoliorum, 1056 nucleotides long. Lineage: Eukaryota; Fungi; Ascomycota; Leotiomycetes; Helotiales; Sclerotiniaceae. The record is from the annotation of a GenBank genome assembly.
AUUUCCCAGCAGCGCCAGCCUAGCCAGCAGCAGCAGCGACCUCACCUCCGACGCGUCUACUGAUUCCGCGUCCCUCCACCAUCCAACCCUUCCAGCCAUCAGCUCACAUCAUGAGUGUAAGUAGCCUCCAACUCCUCUAUUCCCCUCAGCUCAGAAAACUAACACCUCCCAUCCAGUUCGUACCAAUUAACCCCCGUCCGUUUCUCCAAAACCUGUAGGUAUUACCCUCAAUCCUCCUCUUACUCGAACUCCCAAUCAAGCUCCCAACACUCUCACUCCUGUCGCAAUCAUCCACAAGAACAAAUAAACUAAUCAACUCCAGCGUCAACGAAGAAGUAAUAAUCCGCCUCAAAUGGGGCGGCCAGACCGAAUAUAAAGGCAAGCUCGUCAGUAUCGACAGCUAUAUGAAUAUCCAAUUAUCCGGCGCUGAGGAAUGGAUUGAUUCUGAGAUGACGAGUACUUUGGGACAGGUAUUAAUCAGGUAUGUUCUUUUUUUCUUUGAUUUGUUUUUACAGAGCUCGAGGAGCUUUAGUUAUGUGCUUAGAAUGAAUGCGCUGGGAAAUGAAAACAGAAAUGCAAAAGAGCAUGGGAAAAUUCACAAGAGAAUCCCAAUGCGCAAAAACUAACAUGAAAUGUAGAUGUAACAAUGUCCUCUACAUAUCAGCCGCCCAACCCAAGAGAGAAGGAGAUGAUACGAAGAUGGAGGGAUGAAUUGGCGAAUCUGAAUCGCUGGCCAGCGGAUAGAUAGAUGGAUGUGGAAAUAUGGAAAAGUUAAGAGGAUAGGCAGAGUAAGAAAGGUCUAGAGGGAAAUUUGAUAGAUACCUAGGAUCGGGACACAAUAUGGAUGGAUUUAAGGAUCAUUGCAUGACAGGUGUGGUGUGAUGGCAGAGCGUGGGAUUAUCUCAAUUCCGUUGAGCAGGAAUGGCAGGGGAGGAGAAAGUUACCUAUACCUACAAAUGACAUAUUCACGGACGGCGUUGUUCAAAGAAAUGACAGCGAACUUGUGGUUCCAAGCUACAAAAAGAGUCACGGUACAUACAUUUUUCUUCAGAAACU